Molecule: messenger RNA, 2994 nt
Organism: Ipomoea nil (Japanese morning glory)
Lineage: Eukaryota; Viridiplantae; Streptophyta; Magnoliopsida; Solanales; Convolvulaceae
Product: protein SIEVE ELEMENT OCCLUSION B-like
Exons: 8
Coding region: 464-2779 (771 amino acids)
Biological process (GO): phloem development
Source: RefSeq, a predicted model, not a curated record
UUGGUAUUCGGAAAAACCUUUAUUGCGAUUUCCGACCACUUUUUGCUUUCGACUUGAUUUAAGAUCACUUCCACGUGGUCGGAAAUUCUAUAAUUUCCAGCAGUGACUUAAUUAGACCACAAGGUCAUUGGCAAUAAUCAUCAGUAUAUAUCUUUAUGCAAUAUACCAUAGUUAUUCCUGGCAGCACAUAUCAUCUACGUACGUACGUAGAAACCUUUUUCUUUUCUUCUUUUUUAAAGCAUUAAGAUACUUGAAGAGUACGUUUUUCAUUUUGAUUCUCUUGAUGAUUACCUUAUCUCGAAGCUAGGUAUUGAAGUUAGCUCUUCUACAAGAGAUCAUCAAUUCAUAUACUAUAUAUACAAGACCUAAAUGAACACAAUCCUUGAAAACAAAAUUCAAGAUUAUUAUAAUCAAAAGCAAUCCAAGCAAGGAAUUAAUAUUCUCUUCUUCAUAUCUAUUACACAUGUCAAACCAAGUUCUAUCUCUAUCAACGACAAUGGUUUCACAAAACCAUGCCAUUGAUACUGAGGACGCGAUUAUCAUGGAACAUGUUAAGGCUACACAUGAUCCCAGAGGUGAAAUAAUGGAUGUCGAUACAAGUUCUAUUCUCAAUUUUGUUGAUGACAUUUUCAACUCCGAUACGAUUCCUCAAGAAGCAACGCAAGACAAGUUAAUGCUAAAAGAGUACAUCCAGAAUGAGAUUUCAUCUCAUGUAUUACAACUCUCCUUAAAGGUAGCGUGUAGUUGUUUAAAUAAUGUUGAUAGUCACUCAAUAGCAAUUUGUCUACUAAGUACACUAUCAGUGUAUCCUUGGCACACUAAGGCUGUAAUGAUGCUCACUUCAUUUGCGAUCAUCUAUGGAAAAUUUAAAGUUGUCUCACAAUCACGCCAGCGAAGAGGAUUGACAUACAACUUGGCUCUUUCAAAGCAAAUGUCUUCCUCUAACCCUAAAAACUUAGAGGAUAACUCAAUAAAGUCUGCCUUAGAUCUUGUCAAGCUUAUGGUUGAGCUUAAACAUUCAUCUCCUAUGAUUGUGGCUAACUAUUGGAUAGCAAGAUUUGUUGUUGCUUGUACCAGACUUUGUAUUUUGGACCCCGAGUCCCAAAUUCAACUGGCUGAGCAGUCCAAGUUAUCCACCAAAAUCAAAGAGAUAAUGGCUUCUAGCCACUCACUACUAGAGGCAAAAAGGGCAGAAGAAAAUUAUCAAGCAUUGCUACAUGCUUUUGAUAAUUCUUCGGAUAUUUUGGAGGUUCUUAAAUUAAUAUUUGAUGUAAAAAAUGAUGAAGACGAAGUAAUUCUUCAUCUCAACUGGUUGCUGAAACUUGAUCGUGGAUUAUUACAAAAGGAAAUUUCCCCAUGUCGAUUAGAUCUGUUUCGAGGGAAGGAAGUGUUAUUACUAAUAUCAUCUGGCAGACACUUCCCCUUUUAUGUAUAUGAUGCGCCUAGAGGAGUACAGAUGAUUUGGGUUCCUAUUACAAAGGUUGAGAAGAUGGGCCUACAAAUUAUUCAUAAUUAUGUCCAUCUUUUAGGGAGUGUAAUGAUUCGUCACAAACCGGUUGCACAAGUAUUCAGAAGAUUUCUUGAAGAUAAAUGUUUCCCAAUUUUUCAAGUCGGGGGUGAUCCUAUUGUCAUUUCACUGGACAAACGAGGAAGGUUGGUUCAUUAUAAUGCGUUGCACAUGAUACUGACAUGGAGAUAUCAACUAUAUGAAGAGACAACAAUGAACCAUGAUUUACUCCCUUCGUUAGAAAAUGAGUUGAGGGAAAGGACUUUGGGUGCUGACCGUGUGAUUGGUGAUAUUGACAAACAAAUACACGACUUUGCUAGCCAGGUCCGCAAGAACAUCAACAAUUGGGUGAAUGAUAUUAAGGACAAGAUGAGAAGUUCGUUUCGUUCUUACAAUUACACAAGUGAGGUGGAACAAACUCUAAGUGAUAAAGAAUCAUGGAGCCUUAAACUUGUAGUAUCUGACAUCUUGUACAGAUCCGAAAUUGAUAAGUGGAUUGAUGAUGAAGAGUACAUUUUCUUAUGUGGAGGCAAUAACAAUAAACAAGUUCAAGAACUUAUACUAAAGAUACAGGAAAUUUGUUCCAAAAUCCAAAUGAAUUGGAGAAUUGUAUACAUUGGAAGAAGUGGAAAAACAUUCUUUGAUGAGGAUGUGAUAAGGAUGUGUGAUUCUACAGUCACUUCUGAGCAAAGGAUUAAGGAAUUUUGGACACGACUUCAAAGCAUGGCCUCGUCUAGGAUUCAAUAUUUACUUAAAAUGGGGCUUGACGAAGGGAGUGAUGAAAUUAUGCAAGGCGUCAAAAAAUUGUUAGUUUACGAAGCUGAAGGUUCAACAGUUGGAGUAUGGGCUUUAUUAAGCAAAGAGAAAGGAAUAAUUGCAUGCGAUAUGGGAGAUAAAAUGCUCGGAGUCAUGAAUGAGUACGAGAAGUGGAAAGACAAUGCACAAAUCAAUGGUUUUGAUCGAGCAUUUAAGGAUUGCUAUGAGAUGAUGCUUAGUUCUUCCUCUCCUACUUCGUAUCAACACCCUUAUUGUUUUCUCAAUUAUCCUUCUAAUUUGGAGAAAAUCCCAAACACCCAGUCAUGCCCUCAGUGUAAUCACAAUAUGCAUAAACUUGUCACUUUCUCAUGUUGUCAUACUUUUGUGGAUUGUCCGUAUGAAACAGGAUUUAUUAUUUCUUGGAAGAACCUGAAUUCACUCGGUUUGGGGAUUGGACCCCAAAGCGGAAGUGGACCCCAAAUGCAGAAUUUGGGGAUUGCGGGCAGAGAAGAAUGAAACGGAGGGGGACGCUCGGUUUCGAGGAAGGGGUCGCCAUGGCUUCGUUAAGAAGACGGUUCUAAACCAGGUUGUUGACGCCAUUGCCGCAGAUGUGGGAGAUCCUUGUCUCCUUGAUAAUUUCCUGUUUUUUAAUUAUUAUAAAUGCUAUAAAUAAAUAUUGGGAAUGUUUUGAGUAAUUUUCAUUUUUUUUUUGAUUUUUUUUAAACUAAACG